GACACCUUUCCAAUGAGCGGAACAUAAGUUAUAUAGUCCAAUCUUCUAAGUUCUAAUCAUGCCCAAAUAUGAGUUUCUGCCAGUACUGCAUCCAAGGCAUACGCCACGAGGGUGAGCCUGAAGGAACACUCGAGACCAUCGGCGGUGUUGCUUGCUACAUCACCACACCUAUUGUCGACUAUGCCAAGGGCAAAGCGAUCCUCUUCCUACCAGACGCCUUCGGUAUCGAGCUCAUCAAUUCCAAGCUCCUAGCUGACGAGUUUGCGAAAAAUGGCUUCAAGGCUCUAACUCAUGCCCAUGUCCACUCACAGGAUAAAACAUUCAACUUCAGGGGGUGGCUUGCCACCCAUGGCACCGAGGUGACCCUCCUGCCCCUCAACAAGAUCAUCGCCGCGCUUAUAGAGGAAUGCGUCACCAGGUUCGGGGCCAUUGGUUACUGCUUCGGCGGUAGAUACACAUUUGACCUUGCGUUCGACAAAGUCAUCCAAUGCGCCGUCGUCACUCACUCCUCGCUCUUGGAAGUCCCUAAAGACCUCGAGGUGACCCCUAUCCUUCUUACAGGAUUCCCCCACUGA
This is a messenger RNA of Suillus paluster, 575 nucleotides long. RefSeq lists its product as uncharacterized. The transcript is spliced from 6 exons. Gene Ontology annotation, molecular function: hydrolase activity. NCBI's taxonomy places the organism in Eukaryota, Fungi, Basidiomycota, Agaricomycetes, Boletales, Suillaceae. The record is from RefSeq and is a predicted model, not a curated record. Bases 69 to 575 code for a protein of 168 amino acids.